GCAGUUGAUCGAAACAUCCAGGCAAAGCAGGGAGAUGAAUACCAACAAGGAUUUUCUGAAUUAAGACUAUAUCAAGAAGAUAACUCAUUUCAACAAUAUCGUAACUCUUUUAUUUCAGAACUAAAAGGUAACACAGAUAUGCAUGUUUUGAAUUUACACAGCAUUUUCAAUGUCAGUUUGCUAUGUCUAUGCAAAUACUUCUUCCUAUAGCAGUUUGUACUGUUCGUAACCGAACACCCUAACAAAGUCUUCUCUGUUUGUCAUUUCCUUUUGUGGGUGUUUUGUUGUUGUUGUUGUUGUCUUGAUCUGGAUUUUUUUCUUGUCGUUCUUUCCGCACAAGCUGUAAAACUCUCACUGGAGUUAAGCAGAACUGUGGCUCUGCCGUUUCCUCAUUUUUCUUCUACUUAUCAGUGGUGCUUUUAUCUUUGUUGCUUAGAAAACUUACUCAGAAAUAAUUGUUGUUGUCGUAAUUGUAUUGCAAGUUAUGAUAGCAUGCAAGGCACAGUGGAAGAAGGAAGAUGACAUCAGCGAAUUAUUUCUUUUAGUUAUAAGUUUCUUGUUGGCAGAACACAAAGUUAAUAUUGCAGUGAUUACUGUGUGAAUUAACACUUUCUGAGAAGAAAUAAAAGCAUGCAGGUGUAUUCAUUUCCAGUAAAGACUUUGCACAGAAUCACAACUUCAUGGCAUCGUAACACAUGCCAGACUGAUAGGUGACCUGUUUUGACAGCUGGGGCCGAAUGAGGGACUUGUUUGCUCAGAGGAUUCCUUUGGGAUGCCUGGCUUUGCUCUCCAGCACAGAGCUGUAACUUGACCAGUCUGCACAAGCUGUCGUUACAAAAUGUUUUUGCCUGUUACCACAGCUGGACAGCAUGAGGUGUUGUUCUUCUAGUGCCCCAGCUCUGACAGAUAUGAUGGGCACUGAAAAUGUGUCUGUUUUUGAAACAUCAUUUGUCUUCUAGCAGUAGUUAACAAAUACACUUCAAAAAUACCAGAGAUUUGGCUGGAAACUGUCCUAAAAUGAAGCAAAAACAUGAACACUUUAAAUGCUGUAAAUUGGUCUUGUUUCCAUUGUCAGCAGAGGAUCUGGCCUCAAAGAUAGGGCAGUAAGGGCUGAAGCGUAGGCUUGGUUUUCUGGAAAGACUUCCAACUGUGUUUACCUUCCCUUUGUGUACUCCUGCUGCUUCCAGAAGUACAGGCAAACAUAGGGAGUCGUAUCCACAGAACCUGGUUCUCAAUCACACCUUGCAAAAGGCAAAACAAGCAAACCACUCCUCUUCUCUCCCUUUCACAGCCUCUCAAAGUCUUGAUUUUGUUUUCAGAGAUGUAGUUUGCCAUGCCCUGUGCCAUAAAUGCUGAGGUUCUGCAUAGAGUUACAAGUUGACUGGGGUAAAUGAAGAGCGAUGGUAGGCAGAGUCCCUGGCUCUGCUCUCUGAUGAACUCGUCACUCACCUGCCACCCUUCUGCGAUGGCAAGAAGCAAUUCUGAUAAUUCUACUGCCUGGGGUCUACUGAAGGUUUUCAGCUCAGGGAGGGAACAUUUAGGUCGGACAUCGGGGAAGUUCUGCGCAGAGAGAGUGGUGAGGUGCUGGAACAGGCUGCCCAAGAGAGGCUGCAGAUGCUUCAUCCCUGGAGGUGUUCAAGACCAGGUUGGAUGGGGCCCUGGGCAGCCUGGUCUAGUAUCAGAUCUGCAGGUUGGUGGCCCUGCCUGUGGCAGGGAGUUGGAACUUGAUGAUCCUCGGGGUCCAUUCCAACCCAAGCUAUUCUAUGAUCCUAUGAAGGAGAACAGGCAGCCUUGCUAAGCUUUUCUCUAAGGAAAUGCUGUCUAUAGGGACCAGUUGUUACAAAUGCUAAUAGUGUCAAACAGUGUGGUCCUGCAUGUUCAAAGCCAGCUGUAAGCCUCAUUGUUUAUUUAUGUUGCAUCAGGGACCAGAGGCCCAUUCUCCCAAACACUGGAUGUUGACAGAGCCUGUGGUACAAAUAUAACAGCAUCCUAAUUGUGUUUGUCUGUGGCUUUUACCACAAGGUGAGUGGCUUCAGUGGUCACCCCUUGAGCAGCACCUCUGGUUUCAGAGCCAGGUACAGCUGCUCAUGGUGCCGGGCAGAGAACAGCUGCCCAGCACCUCCCUGCUGAGCCCACUGCUAGGCCUUUACUGCACCCACAGUUCCUCUGUAUGAAACAGACCUGAGUGCUACACUUAAUUAAACUCACUGAAGCCAGGAGAGCAAAGUUACAAAUCAGGUGGGGCUGUUGUUUGUAUUAGGAGAGUAGGGUCAGACCCGAGGUGAAAAUAAUGAUGAAUUUAGAUCCAGAAGGUCUUGUCAGACUGAGCUAUUAAAUGGUUGCACAGGCAGUAAUAUCCUGUGAUGUGUCUCUAACAAGGAAGAUCACUAAUGAGGCAAUUCAGACCUGAAGGCAAAGUGUUAAUUACUAACACAGGCACUACAACCACAGCUUUAAUAAUCAGGUUCUGCUCUUGAAGUACGAGUGAUGCAAUGUGCUACUCACGUGUGAGGACAGGCUCUAGGCUGCCAGAGAAAUGCAGGGGACAGCCUGACAUGAAAUCCUCCUACAAAAAGCUGGGCUAGAGAAACAAUUAAUCCAGCAUUUAAUUUCUAGAUCCUGUUCCAAUAUUUCAUUAUUUCAAUAAGUCAACAAUAGGCAGUAUGGAAGCAAGCAAAUAGAUCCAGGAUGAAUUCAGGGAGACUGCUUUGACCAUACCUUGCUUAGUUGAAUUGGUUCAGCCAUUUAUUGCAAGAAAGAUUGAUCUUUUUUUUUUUUUUUUUUUGCACCUUUGGUACUACAGGUGGUAAACAACUGUAGCUCAUUAUUCUCAUGGGCUUUCGUAAGGUGGUGUUUGGUGGUUCACUGUCACCCAAGUGGGCAGGGCUGCACCAGGUGACUGUGCCCAGCCCAGAGGGAAAAGACAGUACAUACAUGGAUGGCUGCCACAGCUAUCCUGGCUCUCAGCAGCUUCUAACAGAAAUGUAUUCACAUCAGAGCUCUGAGGUUUCACAGCCACCCACUAAAGCAACUCAACAAAGAAUGGCUUCAAAUCCAACUUGAACUGGUAUGGAUCAGGGUGGCUGAGGCCGUUCUUGUCUGUCUGGAUGGGCCUGAAAGUUCCUGUGGCCCUUACAUGUGACCCUGACACCAGGGUUAUGUCAGUUAGAUGAGCAACACUGAAAGUUUUCUCUAUUUUGGGCCCCACAACAUUCUGCCUACGGGAUGAGUCAGUAGUGGGAGCUGCUGCCAGCACUGUUGUUUCUGCACUCCAUGGGGCUCCUGUCAAAAUAUUUAGACUAGUGAGGAUCACCAACACAUAGGGGAGUUUCUCCCUUUCCUCUGUGAGUGAAUGGGUCCCAUUAACCUGUACAAAAGUAAGAGAAUGAAAAAGGAACAACCUCCAAAUUCAAAAAUGUUCCUUUAGUUUCACUGUGCCUCAGCAAGGCAGGAAAGAAAAAGAGAGGGAGCAAGAUGUCCAGAAACGUCUUCUAUACCUAGAUCUGAUGGGGUUCUAGAGGGUUACUGAAUCCAGUUUGCCGCUGCUGUACAGUCAGGAUGCUGGUGUGGGGCUGGAGAGGACACAAAAGAGAGAUCUGCCCUACACUCCUCCAGUGCAGGGUCCCCUCAGAGAACAACACUUUACCUCUCGCCUCCUCCUAAGAGUCACUGUGCACCACCUGCAUUGGGAGCUUUGGAUAAGGUCCUGCCCUCUUAAGUGACAGCUUAGUUGAAGUCUCUGAGUCACCAUCUGGGCCAGGCCCCUACAUCUGGGCACUGCAGCACUGAAAUGUUGCAAGCAAACUCACCGAUUCCAGCCCGUGGGUUUCACCCAGCCACAGAGCACAACUUAGUAGGUAAGUAUCUAGGCUGUGGGACUGUAAGCAUGCUGCCCAGCAUGGCAGGAGCUGAGCAAACCAUGCAGCAGCAGCAGCUGCUGGAAAACAGGCUGUGUAAUGGGUUUUAGCCAGCUGUGGGUUGGAGUGCAGCCAAGGACAGGUACCUAAGCAGCUGGGGCAUGGGGCGGCAGCAGCUCCUGUAUGAGACUUACCAGUGGUUUGAUGCCUGGGCUCUGUUCCUUGGGACAACAAGGGGUCAGAAUAGAGCUGAGAUCUAGUUGUGCCAGAGUAGCCUUGGGAGGUCUGGAAAAAAAAAACCCAAAAGCCUACAGAAAUGAGUUGCAUUAUUUAUCUGAACUGAAGGUUCUAUUCUGGCAGUUUUCAUGACUGCAAAAUAGAUUCUUCCCUGCUAAGAGUCAUAACGCUAAUCCAAAAUCUGCUGGGCUUCCCUUUCCCACUUCCUCUGGUGUAUGCUUGGAACCUGAGAGAACUGUGAAUGUGGCAAACAUCACUGUUUCUGAGGUGCAAUGCUUAAACCUAAGGGUUGGAGUUUCUUCUGUCUUGAUUCAAGUUCUUGUAAUACUUUCAACUCUGUAUUUUUUUUCUUUAUCUGUUUCUGUUUCCUUUUUGUUUUUUGGGUGGUUUUUUUUUGGUUUUUUGUUUUUGUUUUUGUUUUAAUUUUGGUUAAAGAAAUGAGUGUGAGUGUCCUGAUGUACGUAGCUGCAUCUGCUCCAUAUGGGGAGUUACCAUUUCCCCCAAGUAGGAACUGUCAUCUUAAAGAGCCAAGAUUUUCCACCACCUCCUAUGAUAUAAGCCUUGGUCUCAUGGACACUGAUAGCCAGAAUGCCCUCAGGCAUCUGAAGGAGAUCCUGCAAGAACAUCAUAAUGUAUGCAUUAACUGUGCACACUACAUGGCACUAAUGCAUCCCUAUCACCGCUGGAAAUUCAGUGGUAAUUUGCCUUUUUUGAGUCCAUUCAAUGGUGAGAAUAUACAUUCAUUCUGUGAUUUCUGAGUGUUCCCUGGUGUUUUCCCCUUCUCUCCUUUCCAGCUCUGAACACCAGUUUUUAGAGGGUCUUACCUUCAGUUUUAAGAGUGAUGACCUUGAACAGCAACCUUGAACUCUGUGAGCAGCAAAAAAUCAGAAGUGAAACUGAGCACUGUCACAUUGCUCUGCUAGAUAAGUGAAACAAAGAAAGUCACUUCAAAGAAUAGCUUUGCAUGCUGCUAAAGUGAUCCCCAGAUAAGGUAGAAGAAAGUUGCUUUACAGUGGCAGUGAACCUGUCCUUGCAGAAAACCUGCAGACAGACAAACUUUGUCCCAUAAUUUUCUGCUAUUAGAGCAAGAAAUAAAACAACAACAAAACAUACACAAAAAAAGACAUUCAUUGGUGUUGUCCAGAAUAAAUUCACUUCAGAAAUGUUCCUCUUUAAUCUGAUGAGGAUUUCCUUUACCUAUUUUUUCUCUUGAACUGCGGUAACCAGAAGGAGUAGAUAAGAACCUGCUGUGCUUGCAGCAGCUCCCUUCCUUUUUUAACCAACAAGUGCAUCAGGUGUUUGUACGUGACAGAAAGGAGUUUGUUCACUCAGUUCAGGUGCAGGUUUGACUGAUAAUGUCCUCUCCCUGGUGAAGGAUCUCUGAAAGAUUUAUUGGACAGCAAAAAAAAAUAAAAGACCCAAAAUGGCUACAACGGCGGCAAACACCCAACGACAAACAAUAGGCAGCGAGGAAUACAGUCUGUACAGCAGCCUGAGUGAGGACGAGCUGAUCAACAUGGCCAUCCAGCAGAGCCUGGGGGAGGACCCGGUGGGCCAUGCAGCGGCCCAAGGCCACCCAAAGCCUCUGGGAGGGGGACCCAGCGAGGCGGCUGCCCCCAGCCGUGCCAACAGCCACAACCCUCCCUACCACCUCUACCCUUGGCAAAGAUUGGCAGCCAGAGGCCGCAUUCAGCCGCCCAACGCAGGGGCAGCCUGGGCGGUCAGGCGAAGGUACGACGGCAGCCUCUUCAGCACAGCCCAGCCCAUAGAACUUGACCCUGUGGUAGCAGCAAUCAGGGAUGGAGAUGAAAAAGAGAUAUGCAACAUGAUGAAAUCAGGAAAAGACCUCUCUGAACCUAAUAAGGAUGGCUGGUUACCCCUCCAUGAAGCUGCGUACUAUGGCCAAGUGGGUUGCCUGCGCCUGUUGCAAAAAGCAUACCCUGGCACAAUCGACCAGCGCACCCUCAAUGAGGAGACAGCUCUCUUCCUGGCCACCAGCCGGGGCAACCUGGACUGCUUGCUUGCCCUGCUGCAGGCUGGGGCUGAGCCUGACAUCUCCAACAAGGCCAGAGAAACUCCCCUCUACAAAGCCUGUGAGCGCAAGAAUGCAGAGGCUGCAAGACUCCUGGUACAGUACAAUGCUGAUACCAACCACCGCUGCAAUCGAGGAUGGACUGCUCUCCAUGAGGCUGUCUCCAGAAAUGACCUGGAGAUUAUGGAUAUCCUGGUGAAAGGGGGUGCCAAGAUUGAGUCUACAAACUCCUAUGGGAUCACUUCUUUAUUUGUGGCAGCUGAGAGUGGGCAGUUGGAAGCUCUGAGAUACCUGGCAAAAUGUGGUGCUGAUAUAAAUACUCAAGCCAGUGAUAGUGCUUCUGCUCUUUAUGAAGCCUGUAAAAAUGGACAUGUACAUAUUGUAGAGUUUCUUUUGUCCCAAGGAGCUGACGCUAACAAAGCCAAUAAGGAUGGCCUCCUACCUCUUCACAUAGCAGCCAAAAAGGGAAUUUGCGAGAUUGUCUCCAUGCUGAUUCCUGUGACUAGUCGCAUCCGCGUCAAGCGCAGUGGCAUCAGUCCCCUGCAUUUAGCAGCUGAACGCAACAAUGAUGACAUCUUGGAAGAGCUAAUUGAUGCUGGCUAUGAGGUGAACACCACCCUCUCCAAUGAACGGUCCUGCCUUUACGAGGACAGACGCACCACACCUCUCUAUUUUGCUGUUUUUAACAACAAUAUCUAUGCCACAGAGCUCCUUUUGCAAGCUGGAGCCAACCCCAACAUUGACCUCAUCAACCCACUGCUUAUCUCCAUACGCCACGGUUGCCUGACAACAAUGAAACUGCUUCUUGACCAUGGAGCAAACAUUGAUGCCUAUAUUUCAAGCCAUCCCACCACAUUUCCAGCUACCAUCAUGUUUUCAAUGAAGUACCUUUCUGUGCUGAAGUAUCUCCUGGAUCUGGGCUGUGAUGCUGUUUCCUGUUUUCAGUGCCAGUAUGGAAACUGCCCACACCCUGCUUUAAAUUACAGGCGGGACAGAUUUAAUGAUCCUCAGCUGUCCAAAGAACCAACCAUAACACAGUUCUGUGAUAUGGUGUCUGCUCCAGAGAUAAGUCGCUGGGCUGGGCCAAUUAUUGAUGUUCUCCUGGAUUAUGUGGGUAACGUCCAGCUCUGUUCCCGGCUGAAGGAGCAUAUAGACAGCUACGAGGACUGGGCUGUCAUUAAAGAAAAAGCAGAGCCUCCUCGACCUCUUGCUCAUCUUUGCCGUGUCAAGGUACGAAGCUUGAUUGGAAGAAACCGCAUUAAACUUAUUGACACAUUGCCUCUUCCAUACAGACUGAUUCGAUACUUACAGCAUGAUUACACACAGUGACCUCAAGCAUGGUAGACUUUCAGCAGCUUCCCGGCAUGGCACUGAGUCAUCAGCAUGACAGUGGCACACCACGAGGAAUUGCUGCUGGCUUGGUCAAGUGCCCUCCAAUGACUAAUCUACAAGAAAUAUGCUUCUGGAGCGAGGGUGAGAAGAAAAAGGAGUGGACAUCUAAACAUUAGGUUUUACAGGAGGAAGCACAUGUGAUCCUCCUCAGAGCUUGGUCAGCAAAGAAAAAGAAGUAAAAGCCAAGGCUGAAAAAUGAGUAGUGCUGAAGCAAGUACCAGUGAAGGAUUUUGAUGUGUCCUGGGGUCUGGUGGGGCUUGGCAUCCGUGCUGUGAUCACAAUUCAGAAGCUGUUAGAGUCAACAUAUUUGGGAAAACAACCACAUUUCAUUCACUGACUGAGAUUUUUAUUUUAGUUUCUACUCUGUGUUUUGGAUUUCUGUUCAGUGUGCUGGUUGCUAAUUCUCUGACACUUUGACACUGUCUUGCUAACGAUUUUUUGGACCUUUCUCAGUUGAGUACUUGAUUUUUGAACAUUCAAAGCUCAGAACUUUUAACUAUACUCAGAUGUGAAGAUUCCUUCAAAAGCCAAGGAAAGCUUUGUUGAAGGAGGAUGUAAGAACUGUAUAUACACCUAGCAAAUACAGUUCAAGUUGUAUUACAUAAGAAGGAAGUGAAAUUCUGCUUGAGAUAAUUUUCUAUAUUUUCUGAUUUUCUAUACUGGGGAUUUGAAAGCAACUCACAUAUAUAUAUAUAUAUAUAUUUCUUUUCUGUAAAUUAGAAGUAGUUGCACUGUAAACAGUAGCUAUGGCAUGUCAUGAAGCUGGUGUCUGAACAGAACAAAGCCCUAGAGGAGCAUGGGCAUUGAUGAGGAAGAAAGGCAAGAUACAUAGGGAACAGCAACACUGCUACACUAACUUUACCUAUUGUUCCACUAGAGCAUCUUGUCCCUGUGAAACUCAGCCUCUCUUACUUCCUUGACUUCUGCAACUAUAACAGUACCAUGACUGGAAGAAAAAAAAAAGAGGUUAUUUCAAAAUGAUGAGACUUGGAGAUUUAUGAAAACAAAUGCCCAAAAUUUAGCCUCUAAACCUUUAUUCAGGUGCCCAAACUAUGCCAAGAUUCUUGUGCCAGGUGUAGUUACAUUGAAGCCAAUGGGACAACUCUGAUGUCAGAUAUUACUGAGGCAGAAUAAGUCCUAGGAUUUAGCCUUGAAUUUCUUGACUUUGGAAGUUAGAAGUAUCUAUUAGCUCUUUUGACAUUGACAAAAGUUAUUAUCUCAGCUUCUUUGAAAAUUAGGUCACCUAUUUACAGCUCAGAUACACAACUGAUUUAUGGCAGCUUAACGAGUUGCCAUCUAUCAGCUGAACCGCUAUAAUUGUCCGUGAAAUUCUUUUAUUGAAGUUUUUAACAAGUCACAUUCCCUCACAGCUGGGGAGGCUGAGGAGCCCACGAAUGGUUACUGGCAGUGACUACAGCUCACUUGACAGGUGUGACUUGCUGAACGACUGAAAUUUAAUGAAUGCCUCGGUCCUGAUCAGGCGCCUAAGUAAGGAUGGAAGAGCCUAAUUUUGGAAUCAUGUCUUGGCAGACCUUAUUCUAGAAGCGUUCCCAUUCUUACCUUAGGUGACAAAAGAGCUGUGAAGUAGGGAUUGUUUUGAUUCCCCACCAGAGACCUGACAGAUCUGUUUUUGUUUGUUGGCCUGCAUACUAUGGAAUGAGUUAGAAAUAUAAGUAGGGAAAAUGCACUGGACUGACUUUUGUAUGUGGUUUCACAACUUAGCACAGCACUAGAAGUGUGUUGCACACAGACAAGCUUAUCUGGGCACAGAAGUCCAGAUUCUGUGAUGGUUUUGUGUGAAAUGUGUUCAGCACUCAUGGGAUAGGAUGUGAGUGGAAGCAGAAAUGGUCACAGCUAAGGGCACUCUGUCCAUAGCUGUCCUCUUCCCGAAUGCAAAAGCAGUUGAAGAAAACAACGGUUUCAAUUCUCACUGAACUGUGAUCUUGCAAAGCUUUAUAAAAUAAGAUGAAAUUUCUCCACUGUUGAAAUUCCAUCACUGUCAGGGUCUGCCUACUUGUCCUGCAGUGUGAACUCCACCAUUCUUACAGGAGGAAUGAGGUCCCUGGAGAUACAGUGCCACCUGCCCAGUAGGGCCAUUCAGAAGAUGGAGCCUCUCCAUGAUACCAGUUAGGAGCUGGCCGCCACUGCUGGCCAUACAGAGAAGAGCUGGCUAAGCAGUCUGCUGAAACACUCCUCCAGCCUUCGGGAGUCUGUAUUGCCAGUGAAGGACCUGUAAUUAUAAUCAUAGAAUCACUGAAUAUCCUGAGUCAGACAUGACUCAUAUGGAUCACUGAGUCCAACUCCUAGCUCCACAAAGAACCGCCCAAAAAUUAGACUAUACAAUUGUAAGCAAUAGUUUGAGAAAUGGAAAGUCAUUUGCGGAAUUAUUGCAUCCCUCAGCUUAUGGGACUGAGAAGUGAAGGUCCAGGUCUUACUCACAUCGAUAUAAAUCAGAAGAAAAAUUGUUGAAAUUGAAUAAGAGUAAUAGAACAGAGUUGCAGGUGAUGGAUACUGAACAUGACCUGGUGGAGACCAUUUAUGUAAGCAUUUGUUUGGUGUGCUGUGUCAGCUCUAGAGACUGCUAGCUGACAGAAGGAUUUGAAAUCACCAACUGCAGGGAUGGGAUUUCAUAAACCAUCACAAAUGGGAAAUUUUCUCUGAACCAACAUUGUUACGUACACAAAAGUCUCAUGAAUAACAGCUUCUUUUUAUGUCCUUGGACAAGUUGAAACUGGUUUUGGGUGGAGCAAAUACGGAAAGUCCAUUGCUUCUUUCUUCCAAGAGACCUUCAUCUCCGCUGGGAGACUCACAUCCUGGUUGCUCUCAGCUGUCUGUUCUGAGCAGCAGUCACUGACCUGAUGUGAGCAUACCGCAAUUGUGAGCUGGGUAAGGGCACAGCGUGCACAGCAAGUGAGGAGAGAUGUAUGUCAGAGGGAGAGCCUAGUAAUUACAUUAUUAUGCCCUUUCUGCCUGAUCUUUACUGCAAACCUUCACACAGUCAGUUUACAUUUAUUUGCACUGAAAUGGAGCCAGCUACCUCUCCUACACUCCAGUCACUGGCACAAUGUUUAAUGUGUGAUGCUGAAUCCGUACAAAUGUGAUGAGCAUUUACUGCAUCUGUCUAAAACUGUGAUAAGAUAAAUACCCAACAUCCCAAACCAGGCUUUGUAAGCAGAUCAGUAGUUCCAGCUCCCUCAGAGAUUAUAACUUUCUGUGAUAUAGGAAUAUCUAUAGGAAUAUUUCAUGACCAGGUUACUGUACUUUAUCCUACUGCAACAUGUGCAAUUCACUUUAUGUUUGUGUGCACUAUUUUGGUUUUUAUUUUAUUUUAUAUGAAAGAUUUUCAUUUACCUCUGCCUUCCCAUUAUUUAUGAAAGCUACUGUAGUUUUAACAGUUUAAAUUUGCACUGUUGUAGUUAACAGCAGCUCUUGAUUGUUAUGUUUCCAUCUUUCCAACAAAGUAUGAAUUAAACAAUUAGAUUCUAAA
Gallus gallus (chicken) is the source of this 11005-nucleotide messenger RNA. RefSeq names its product ankyrin repeat and SOCS box containing 2 (gene ASB2). The transcript has 10 exons. Gene Ontology annotation, biological process: intracellular signal transduction. NCBI's taxonomy places the organism in Eukaryota, Metazoa, Chordata, Aves, Galliformes, Phasianidae. The record is from RefSeq and is a predicted model, not a curated record. Gene Ontology annotation, molecular function: protein binding. Bases 5518 to 7455 code for a protein of 645 amino acids.